AUGAAUCUCUUAUUAAUCAUAUUAUUAAUUAAUUUUACUAAUGCUCAAUUUAAUUUAUAUCUUGAUUCAGUUUCUGUUGAACAAUUAUUUGAAGUGAAACAACAUCGAUUAUACUUUAUUAAUAAAAAUCAAUUUCGACAAUCAGCAUUUGAAUCUUCUUUAUCCAUAUCUCCUAAUAUUCAUUUUGUUGAAUUUACUUGGAAUGCAGAUAGAGCUAAUUUUGAUACAUCAAAGUUGCACUAUGAAUAUAAUACAAGUUCCAGUGAUGAACAAGCUUUAUUACGACCAGUAUUAAAUAUAAUUGAAAAAGGAAAUGUGCCAAGAGAAACUUCAACAUUUAGUAUAUUCUUUCCUUGUUUAACAACAAAUCGAGUUAAUUGUUCAGUAUUAUUUCGAUUGUAUAAUUCAACAGCAAAUCACACAUCAAUGUUUAUAAAUUUGAAAUUUUUGAAAUAUUGUCGGGAUGAAACCAUUAAUCAUUCUUUACUUGCUCAAUUUUAUAAUUCAAAUCAAAUUAUUGAAUAUUUACUUAUCAAAGAAUCUCGACAUAGAGAUCUAGCAUCAAUAACAAUAACAGCUAUAUUUGCUUAUUCAUUAAUAAUUGCUUUUGUUGUUUUCUUAAUUGUAUUUUGUACGGCUAUAAGUUUAUUUUGUCUUUAUCGAAUAACAAUAACAAAGAAGACAAUUUUGAUUCAUGACAAUCAAGAUCAUCCAGUGCUACCCAUGUCGUUUGAUAUGACAACUUUUGAAGAUGUUAGUCUAUAUUCAUGUACUCAAUAUGAUUUUACGAAAACAGCUGAUGAACUCUUAUCUUCAGUAACUUUUGCUGAUUGUACUAUUGAUCAGCAUAAUGUUAUACUACAUGAAAUCAUUAUGGAAGGUAAAUUUGGUCGUUUGUUUCACUGUUCUCUUCAUGAUUCAUCAACAAAGAUGUCAACACAAAAUAUCUAUGGUAAAACUGUAAAUUCAUUUGCAACAUCAACACAACUCAAUCAAAUGUUACAUGAUUGUUGUUUAUUUGCUACACUAAAACAUGCAACUAUUAAUAGUCCAUUAGGCAUUGUCUACAAGAAUGAAUUGUCACCAUAUCCAUUAAUUGUAUAUCCAUAUAGUAACAAAGGAAUUCUUAAACGAUUUAUUAUUCAAAAUCGAACAAGUGCUCGAGAACAACUAUUAUCAACACAAGAAUUGGUCUAUAUGGCUAUACAUAUAGCCAAAGGUUUACAUUUUCUACAUAGACGUAAAAUGUUAAUGAAGGAUAUAGGUACACGAAAUUGUUUAGUCAUGGACGAUUUAACGGUGAAACUAACUGAUUAUGCUCUGUCACGUGAUCUUUUUCCACAAGAUUAUGAUUGUCUUCCAAUGGAUGUUCCAACUGAAAGUCGUCCAUUAAAAUUUAUGGCUAUUGAAUCAAUCAGUGACCGACGUUUUUCAACAGCUUCAGACUGGUCAUAUGGUGUUCUUCUCUGGGAAUUGAUGAGUCGUGGUUUACAACCCUAUGCUGAUAUUGAAUCAUGUAAUUUGAUUUCACAUCUACAAAAUAAUCAUCGUCUUGUACAACCAAUUAGUUGUCCCGAUUCCUUAUUCAAACUAAUGAGUGCAUGUUGGAUAACUUCAAUUGAUCAACGUCCAUCAAUGACUUCACUUCUUCAAUUGUUAAUGGAAUUUUAUGGUCAACUAGCUCGUUUCAUUUAA
Rotaria sp. Silwood1 is the source of this 1695-nucleotide messenger RNA. Lineage: Eukaryota; Metazoa; Rotifera; Eurotatoria; Philodinida; Philodinidae. The record is from the annotation of a GenBank genome assembly.